Macadamia integrifolia is the source of this 899-nucleotide messenger RNA. RefSeq names its product transcription factor WER-like. Bases 110 to 781 code for a protein of 223 amino acids. The transcript has 3 exons. The record is from RefSeq and is a predicted model, not a curated record. NCBI's taxonomy places the organism in Eukaryota, Viridiplantae, Streptophyta, Magnoliopsida, Proteales, Proteaceae.
AGUAGCAGUACGACUAGACACUCUGUCAAGUACUAUAUAAACACAUCAAAGGACUUCUUACGAAUUUCAUUGAAACCCUUCAUCUCUCUCUCUCACUCUCUCUCUAGAAAUGGAGCAAGGGAUGAAGAACCACUACAAGAAGGGUCUGUGGACGGUGGAGGAAGACAAUAUUCUUAUGGAUUACAUAAGGGUCCAUGGCAAAGGCAGGUGGAAUCGCAUCCCCAAGGUGACAGGUUUGAACAGGUGUGGAAAGAGUUGCAGGUUAAGAUGGAUGAAUUACCUUAGCCCUAACGUUAAAAAAGGUGAUUUCUCAGAGGAAGAAGACGACCUCAUCAUUAGACUCCAUAAUCUACUGGGGAACAGGUGGUCACUAAUUGCAGGUCGGGUUCCGGGUCGAACGGACAACCAAGUGAAGAACCACUGGAACACAUAUUUAAGCAAGAAGCUGGGGAUCAACAAGAAAAACAAGGUUGGAGGCUUCUCAGAAACACACACUAGACACUGUAGAGAGGAAGUGGAGACUCUUCAGUCCCCUUCAGUCCUGAAUCCAAAAGACUCCGGGGGUUUCCACAGUGGUAGCAGUGGAAAUAUUAUACACCAAGCCAAUGAAGGUUCUCGAGAGACGACAGUCAUCGGAGGUCUAGAUGUACUGGUACCGGAGUUGGGUGAGUGUUUUAUGGGUUCUUUCUGGUUGUUCCAUGAUGAAUUAAACCAAGAAACACCAACCUUGGUUGAACUUUUAGCUGAGUAUCCAAUGGAUAUGGGUUGGCCCGAAUUGUAGCUUACAAUAAUUUCCCCUUAACAAUAAUUGCAUUACUUUUUGUGUACUUGCCGUCUUCUCACCGGCAUUCAAUAGCUUGAUGGGACAACCAUUUAUAAGUUACCGUUAGUUUGACCAA